CGCACCUCCGCCGUUUCGCCGCUGCCGAUUUGGAGUCUAUUUGAGCACCUGGAGUUCAUAGAGACCACUUCUCUUCAUUGCUAAGAGAAGUCGGGUGUUACACAGUUGUUCUUCACGGCGAUACUAUCAGUUGUACAUCUAUGCGUCAUGUACGUCGGUACGGUUCUCAUCCAGAGCUCAUUGAUUUCACCAUCAGCAAAAGAUCCCUGCCCUUGCAGAAUCUUCUUCGAGGAAGAGGAGCCACAUCUCAUGGCAUUGCCAAAAAAAGAAAACCGGAAAGAUGAAAGUAAUGUGAAACAACUGGUUUUGUUUGGUGUGGAGACGGAUGGAUUAAUAGGGAUGGUGUGGUCCGUAAUCUGAAAAGAGGAGGGACUUGAACUAACUUUUCAGAAAAAUUGGACAUUUUUUUGCUAUGGGGAAUGAAGGAUGGUUUUAAGAAGAAUCUAUGAUUAUAUAAUACUACCGAUACUUAUCCUUUUCAUGUACUUGGU
Molecule: messenger RNA, 491 nt
Organism: Eruca vesicaria subsp. sativa (arugula)
Lineage: Eukaryota; Viridiplantae; Streptophyta; Magnoliopsida; Brassicales; Brassicaceae
Source: the annotation of a GenBank genome assembly